This is a messenger RNA of Chinchilla lanigera (long-tailed chinchilla), 2226 nucleotides long. RefSeq names its product vomeronasal type-2 receptor 116-like. Gene Ontology annotation, molecular function: G protein-coupled receptor activity. The record is from RefSeq and is a predicted model, not a curated record. The transcript has 6 exons. Gene Ontology annotation, biological process: G protein-coupled receptor signaling pathway. NCBI's taxonomy places the organism in Eukaryota, Metazoa, Chordata, Mammalia, Rodentia, Chinchillidae. Bases 1 to 2226 code for a protein of 741 amino acids. Gene Ontology annotation, cellular component: membrane.
AUGGCGAGAAAUUUCUCCAAGGACAUGGAGGAGCCCUGGAUGAAAGAAAUCAGGAUUAUUAAAGCAUCUGCCUUUAGUGGAAUGAUAAAGCACAUGUACAUUCAUUCGCAUCUUCCUCUCCUAGUAUGCGACUCAUCCAAUGACGACUGUCUUCAAAGCAGGAGCACCAGAGUGUACAAGGAUGGAGAUGUGGUGAUUGGUGGUUUCUUCUCCCUGUACACCUGUUUAUACUUCACGGGUACAUCGCAUAUAAAACCCAGCAAGGACUUCCUUAUCAUUGACUCUGAAGGUGACAGCAGCCACUUGGGCUUCCGUGAUGGCAGAGCCAGCCUUCUGCUGCACCGCACUCACCCGCAGGUGUCAUUGUGUUCUGCGUGUCUGCACUCUUCACACUCUUCAUUUAGCACUAUUGCUCCCCUCACCUGGCUUAUGCCCAACAAUUACCAGAAUGUUCUAGCCUUCAUUUUUGCCAUUGAAGAGAUCAACAGGAAUCCUCAUCUUUUACCCAACAUAUCUCUGGGAUAUGAGUUCCAUAACUUACUUUACAGUUACUGGAAGUUAUUAGAGAGUUUCCUCAUUUUGUACACAGGACAAAAUGGGACACCUAACUAUGGCUGCGGGGCCAGGACUAAGUCCAUAGCAUUACUAACAGGAUCACCAUGGGCAGUUUCUUCUCAAAUUGGACCAUUGCUGGAACUCUACAAAUUUCCACAGCUCACCUUUGGCGCUUACGAUCCCGAGUUCUGUGACAAUGGCCAGUUUCCCUCCCUCUAUCAGGUGGCCCCACAGGAGGCAUCUCUGGCCCUUGGCAUGGUCUCCUUGAUGCUUCAUUUCCGCUGGACCUGGGUGGGCCUGCUCAUCACAGAAGGCCAGAAGGGCCUUCAGUUUCUCUCAGAAGUGAGGGCAGAGAUGGACAGGAAAGGAGCAUGCAUCGCAUUUGUAGAAAUGAUCUCAAAUUCUCUCGUAUCGUACCUCUCAAUUACAAAUCUCCAAAAUUUCCUGACCACAGAAAUAUCACCAGUAAAUGUGGUAAUCAUUUAUUAUGACACCGAUAGUCUGAAUCACAUAAACCAGCAGAUAGGGCUACAUUUAGUGACAUGGAGAGUCUGGGUCACUAACUCACAGUGGCACGCAGACCUUGCCGGGAGAAAUUUCAUCCUUGACUCAUUCCAUGGGACUCUCAUUUUUUCACCCCACCAUGAGGAGAUUUCUGGUUUUAAUAAGUUUAUCCAAACAGCUACUCCCUUCAAAUAUCCAGAAGACACUUUCCUCACUCAUGUUGAUCAUUUUAAUUUCUCACUAGACAUGGAACAGUGCACCAUGUGUCCAGAUCAUCAGUACGCUAACACUCAGAGAAACCACUGUCUCCAAAAAGCUGUGACUUUUCUGGCUUAUGAAGACCCCUUGGGAAAGACUCUGGCUGGCACCGCCCUGAGUCUCACUGUCCUCACAGCUGCUGUCCUUGGACUCUUUGUGAAGCACCGACACACUCCCAUCGUCAAGGCCAACAAUCGGGCUCUCAGCUACACCCUGCUCAUCUCCCUCACCUGCUGCUUCCUCUGCUCCUUGCUCUUCAUUGGCCGGCCCAGCACAGCCACCUGCAUCCUGCAGCAGACCACAUUUGCAGUCGUGUUCACUGUGGCUGUUUCCACUGUCUUGGCCAAAACCAUUACUGUGGUGCUGGCCUUUAAGGUCACUGCCCCGGGCAGAAGGAUGAGGCAGUUGCUGAUAUCAGGGGCACCAAACUCCAUCAUCCCCAUCUGCUCCCUGAUCCAGCUCACUCUCUGUGGAGUCUGGAUGGGGACAAAUCCACCCUACAUUGACACAGAUGCUCACUCUGAACAUGGCCACAUCCUCAUCGUGUGCAACAAGGGCUCCCUCACUGCCUUCUACUGUGUGCUGGGAUACCUGGGCUCCCUGGCCCUGGCUAGCUUCACCGUGGCUUUCCUGGCCAGGAACCUGCCCGACACAUUCAAUGAAGCCAAGUUCCUGACGUUCAGCAUGCUGGUGUUCUGCAGUGUGUGGGUCACCUUCCUCCCCGUGUACCACAGCACCAAGGGGAAGGUCAUGGUGGCCAUGGAGGUCUCCUCCAUCUUGGCCUCUGGUGCAGGACUGCUGGGCUGCAUCUUUGCCCCCAAAUGCUGCAUUAUUUUGUUAAGGCCAGAAAGAAAUUAUUUGCAUGGAUUUGGAGAGAAAGCACAUUCUGGAAGAAAAGUGCCUUCUUGA